This is a messenger RNA of Lolium perenne, 1280 nucleotides long. The record is from RefSeq and is a predicted model, not a curated record. NCBI's taxonomy places the organism in Eukaryota, Viridiplantae, Streptophyta, Magnoliopsida, Poales, Poaceae.
AACUCACAGAUGAUGAACUUAAGCGCAUACUUUCUCCCUGGGGAUGGUGAGUGGGUGCUUUGGAGUUUUCCUAUCAUUACCAUUGCAUGGAUUUAGAAAUAGAGUAAAUGCGAUCUUACUUGCUAAAGGUUAUCCCUUGCCAAGUUUUGCUGAUGAUGGCAUGUACUUGAAUUGGGAUUUUGAAGAGGGAUUUGGCAAAGAUAUUUUGAGUGAACCCACUAGCAGAGUUGCUUCAAAGAUGUCUCGAAGUGUUGUGGCACUUGCCUCAUUCGUUGUAGAUAAACCUGAGGAUUCGGGGGAACACAGAAAGGAGAAAAAAAUUGCAAGAAAGUUUGCUUGCACAGGUGUAUUUAUAGAAUGCUCUGGAUCCACUACAAGAAUUCUGACUUCAGCAAGUUUGGUUAGGUCUGGUGAUGGAAAGAACAUUCAUCGUGAAUGGAAGAUUGAAGUGUGCCUACCAAGUAAACGACGCGUGGAUGGGACAUUGCAACAUUAUGAUUUAAAGUAUAACGUGGCUGUUGUUAGCAUCAAGGGUGUCUGCAGUUAUCGUGCAGCAAAAAUUGAUGAAACCUCGCAAACUGAGGUUGGAGCUCAGGUAGUAGCUCUUGGGCGUGGCUUUGAAUCAGGUAAGUUAAUGGCCACAGAGGGGGCUGUGACUGCUAAACGUAGUAGAUCUUAUUGCGAAGAGCUUCAGAUAUCCACUUGUAAAAUCGCCAAGGCUGGAAUUGGAGGGCCCCUUGUUGAUUCUGAUGGGAACUUUGUUGGCAUGAACUUUUAUGACAUGGAUGGAUCAAACUCCUUUCCUACCAAGGGUUAGAAUCCUGGAACUUAUGAGGUGUUUUAAGGCACAACGGACUGUUUCUGUUGCACAGACUCCAGACAAGUCUGAAAUUCCUAGCUGGCCCGUGCCUGACCCAGAAUGGUUUUAUCCGAGUCGUUACCCCAAACCUCGUUACGUUGAAUAUGAGAAGUUCGAGUAAAAGUGUUCCGCUUGUAUUUCAUUUUUCCAGAAUCUGAGUAAAAAUCUAGUGUUCGCAUUUUAUUUGAACUGAAUCAGAGUAAUAGUGCUGUGCUUUUUUUAUAUAUUAAAACAUCCAUGUAGUGCAUCUAACGAUAUGGUGGUCACAUGGUUAACCAAUUUUCCGUUGGUAAAAACGUGGCUACUGUUAGAGAUGUAUAGAUGUAUAGACCCUUUUCUUAUAUAUCCUCACUGUAUAAGUGACUUUCCUGCACAUUGUAACACAUGUACAUGUACUGUCCUUUAAUCCUCUGUGAAUACU